AAUCCAUAUCCAUUAAUUGGUGCCUAUAAAAUAGCAGCCUACAACGCACCAAUCACCACCAAUUCAAUUCAAUUCAAUUGUAUAUUUAACUUCUCAAUCAUGAAAUCUUCCACCAACCCAAUUGAGCCACCGCAAUACGCCACCGGAAUCCCAGCUCAGCCUAACAUCACCGCCGGCGAAUGGUCCACCGGCCUUUGUGAGUGCAGCUCCGAUCUCUCCAUUUGUUGCUUGACGUGUUGCUGUCCGUGUAUUACUUUUGGACGAAUUGCGGAGGUUGUCGACAAGGGAACUACUUCUUGUGGUGUUGGCGGCGCCCUUUAUUCAGUGCUUUGUUUAUUCACUGGAUGUGAAUGCAUAUAUUCAUUUAUGUAUCGAUCUAAAUUAAGGCAACAAUACAUGUUACCCGAGCAACCCUGCAACGAUUGCCUUGUCCAUUGCUGUUGCGAGCUUUGUGCUCUUUGCCAAGAAUAUCGGGAGCUUAAGUAUCGUGGACUUGAUCCGGCACUUGGAUGGCAAGGAAAUCUGCAAACUCAAAGUCAAGGAGUCGUGAUGCCACCACUUGGUCCAGGAGAAAUGAAGCGUUAAUUUUGAUAACAAUCGAGGAAACUUUGAAUCAUGGGGUGUAUAGAUCUAAGAUAUUAUUGUAUUUACUAUUAUAGGGUCCAUGACGGCUUGGAUCAUCGUGUGAAUUUACUAUUACAGGGUUCAUGACGCUUGGAUCAUCAUAUGCAUUUAUUUAAAGUUUGGAUUUUAAUCAUAUCAAAAUAAAUGUAAUUUUAUUAGGCUUGAAUAAUAGUAAACAUGAAUUGAUUACUAUUAA
Messenger RNA from Cynara cardunculus var. scolymus (artichoke), 820 nucleotides. RefSeq names its product cell number regulator 10-like. The transcript is spliced from 4 exons. NCBI's taxonomy places the organism in Eukaryota, Viridiplantae, Streptophyta, Magnoliopsida, Asterales, Asteraceae. The coding region runs from base 100 to 585 and encodes 161 amino acids. The record is from RefSeq and is a predicted model, not a curated record.